Molecule: messenger RNA, 1836 nt
Organism: Parnassius apollo (apollo)
Lineage: Eukaryota; Metazoa; Arthropoda; Insecta; Lepidoptera; Papilionidae
Source: the annotation of a GenBank genome assembly
AUGUUCGUACUUGUAGUUAAAAAUGGGACGCGGUCUCAGUCUGACUCCCGAAGUUUUAUCUCGUUCUCCGCAAUAUUGUGUGUGGCGACAUGGCGCAAAGGCGCGGAGAGCGCGGAGGGGGGAAGCGAGUGCGUCCGUCCUCCCGCGCCGCCACCGCAUCAUCAGUCCGCGUCGGAGAGUUGCCCGCGACGCUUGUCUGCGAGCUCGAUCCCUCAGAUACGCUGCUGGUUUACGGCGUGCCGUAACACGACACGUUUGGAGGGACCGUCACUGUUUCAGUGUGCCUGGUGCUCUGUGAACUGGAUACUGUGCCUGAAGUGUUGUGACAAUGUAUAUGUGCUGAACUAUCCUAUUUCCGUCUAUCACUUAAGGAUUGUUUCAACAAAUAUACCCAGUUCCGGAUCAGCUCAACCGAUCACCGUGAUGAAAGUGGUGAGUCUACAAUUGCCGUCGGGGCCAAGCAUGGAGCGGUUACCGCUGCCAUUUAGUCCAACGGAGCUUUUAUGGCGGUAUCCAUUACCGUGGGCGCCGCCACCUCCAUCACCUCUGGGUGAUACCAAAGCCCAACUACCAGUUGGUCUCCCGCCAGAACCAAGAUUAUGGACAAGAGAAGACGUUGCAGUUUUCUUAAAAUGGUGCGAGAGAGAAUUCGAUUUGCCAAACUUCGAUAUGGAUCUCUUCCAAAUGAAUGGAAAAGCUCUUUGCCUUUUAACUAAAACAGACUUGGGCGAACGUUGUCCAGGCGCAGGAGAUGUUUUACACAACGUUUUGCAAAUGCUAGUACGUGACGCUGCACUACUUGGCAGGGUUCCAUCAUCUCCAGUAACGCCUACUGCCCGAGCGGCACCAUAUCCUCCAUCCCCACAUUCGCAUCCGCCAACUCCGACCUGGGCUGUCGAUGGCUUCCACCACUUCCACAGCGCAGCUGCAGCUGCUGCUCAACCCAAUUCUGUAACCUUAAGCCCAGCUCCAUCGGUCGAUAGUUCUGGCAGCCCACAAAGAGGAGAAACAUUAAGCUAUGCUUCUGCAUAUGCACCUCCAGUUCCAGUGCAAGCCGCAAGCUCUGGUAGCAAUCACUCUGACUCAGAUGACGAAGCUCAGUUUGCUCCGCCUCCGCGCUCACCGAAAGAAACUCCCUUAACAAGCCCAGCACCGCAAACUCACUCUGCGUCCCAACAUACACAUUACCGCGCACAGCACAGGGAAUUCUUUCCAAAUGAUAUGCCCGAGUCAAACACAAAUGGUAGAUUAUUGUGGGAUUUCCUACAGCAACUAUUAAAUGACCCGACGCAACGAUACACAAAUUACAUUGCGUGGAAAAAUCGCGAUACUGGUGUUUUCAAGAUCGUCGACCCGGCAGGACUCGCAAAGCUUUGGGGCAUUCAAAAAAAUCAUUUGUCUAUGAACUACGACAAGAUGUCACGUGCACUUAGAUACUAUUAUCGCGUUAACAUUUUACGAAAAGUUCAAGGAGAGCGCCAUUGUUACCAAUUUUUGCGGAACCCUACAGAACUUAAAAACAUAAAAAACAUCUCUCUCUUGAGGCAACAAAUGAGUCCAACGAGAGUUACUCCGCAAUCUGUAGUCAAAACUGAAAUGAAAGAAGAACGUUGCGAAGAUGAACAUGUGGAAGAAGAUAUGCCAACAGAUUUGAGUAUGGCUGCAUCAGAACCUUGGAGAAAACGUGCCCGGUCCGAUAACUCACAGCCCAGCUUAACUCACGACAAACAUCGUAUCAGUGCUUUAAUUGGCGAGAGUAUGAUGAUGAAACGUGAAUCCGAGUACAACCCAGAACAUUAUGCUCUUAAUUUAAAAAGUGAAAAAUGUGAACAAUGA